Molecule: messenger RNA, 1645 nt
Organism: Polypterus senegalus (gray bichir)
Lineage: Eukaryota; Metazoa; Chordata; Cladistia; Polypteriformes; Polypteridae
Gene: cngb1a
Product: cyclic nucleotide gated channel subunit beta 1a
Exons: 14
Coding region: 16-1542 (508 amino acids)
Biological process (GO): monoatomic cation transmembrane transport; retina homeostasis
Cellular component (GO): intracellular cyclic nucleotide activated cation channel complex; photoreceptor outer segment; plasma membrane
Molecular function (GO): protein-containing complex binding; intracellularly cGMP-activated cation channel activity; intracellularly cAMP-activated cation channel activity
Source: RefSeq, a predicted model, not a curated record
GAGCAUUAUUGUGAAAUGCUCUGCUGCAAGUUCAAGACUAUGCCCUGGAUGAGGCGAGUGAAGGAUUGGCGCUUCCCAGACAGCAUUGACCCUCUUACCAAUCUUAUUUACAUCCUAUGGCUUUUCUUUGUUGCAAUGGCCUGGAACUGGAACCUUUGGUUAAUUCCUGUAAGGUGGGCCUUUCCCUACCAGACACCAGAUAACAUCCACCUUUGGCUUGCUGUGGACUUCCUGUGUGACUUCAUAUAUAUCGUUGAUAUACUCAUCUUCCAAGCACGACUGCAAUUUGUACGUGGUGGGGAUAUUAUUACUGACAAGAAGGACAUGAAAGAAAAUUAUAGGAAAUCCUUAAAAUUUAGGAUGGAUUUGAUAUCUCUCAUACCACUGGAUUUGCUGUACUUCAAACUUGGAUAUAACCCUCUUCUGCGAACACCGCGAUUAUUGAAAUAUAUGGCCUUCUUUGAGUUUAAUGACCGGCUAGAAGCAAUACUUAGCAAAGCAUACAUUUACAGAGUCAUCAGGACAACAGGAUAUUUAUUGUACUCUCUACACUGCAAUUCCUGCCUUUAUUACUGGGCAUCUGACUAUGAAGGGAUUGGAUCAACGAAGUGGGUGUACUCUGGGUUCGGAAACAGCUAUAUUCAUUGCUACUACUUUGCUGUGAAAACUCUGAUCACCAUUGGAGGACUGCCUGAUCCUGAAACACUCUUUGAGAUUGUCUUCCAGCUUCUAAACUAUUUCAGUGGAGUCUUUGCCUUCUCUAUCAUGAUAGGACAGAUGAGGGAUGUGAUUGGGGCUGCAACUGCUGGCAAAAACUAUUACAGAUCCUGCAUGGACACUACUAUCAACUACAUGAACAAUUAUAAAAUUCCCAGAGAUGUUCAGAAUCGUGUUAAAACCUGGUAUGAAUAUACAUGGGAGUCCCAAGGCAUGUUGGACGAACAGGAACUACUUAUACAAUUGCCUGACAAGAUGAGACUGGAUAUUGCAGUGGAUGUUAAUUACAGUAUUGUCAGCAAGGUGCCACUCUUUCAGGGCUGUGAUCUUCAAAUGAUUUAUGACAUGCUGAAAAGACUGAAGUCUGUAGUGUACCUACCAGGGGACUAUGUUUGCAAAAAGGGAGAAAUUGGAAGAGAAAUGUAUAUCAUCAAGGCAGGGGAAGUGCAAGUAUUGGGUGGUCCAGAGGGAAAGACUGUCUUUGUAACACUGCGGGCUGGAUCUGUCUUUGGGGAAAUCAGCUUGCUUGCUGUUGGUGGUGGAAACAGGCGAACAGCUAAUGUGGUGGCCCAUGGAUUUGCCAAUCUCUUCAUCUUGGACAAAAAAGACUUAAAUGAAAUAUUAAUUCAUUACCCAGAGUCACAGAAGCUGCUACGCAAAAAGGCCAAAAAGAUGCUGAAUAAAGAUGAAAAAAGCAAAGUGGCAGCUAAAGGGUCAAAAUAUUUGAUCCCUCCAAAAACUGAUUCUCCAAAACUUCUCCAGAUAGCAGAGGUCAUCACCAAGAAAUCUGGAAUGAAAGGAUUCUUUUCUCGAAUUCAGCCGUAGUUACAGAUGCACAGCUCUUUACAGCAUGUCACCUCUCAGCCAGUGCCUCCCACCAAACCAGUUUACAAGCCCAUUCCUAGAACAAAAUGUUGAAGUUGAAGAU